Messenger RNA from Leptosomus discolor (cuckoo roller), 1269 nucleotides. It is a transcript of the gene RAD9B, whose product is annotated as RAD9 checkpoint clamp component B. Lineage: Eukaryota; Metazoa; Chordata; Aves; Leptosomiformes; Leptosomidae. The record is from RefSeq and is a predicted model, not a curated record. Gene Ontology annotation, cellular component: checkpoint clamp complex. Gene Ontology annotation, biological process: mitotic intra-S DNA damage checkpoint signaling; cellular response to ionizing radiation; DNA replication checkpoint signaling.
AUGAAGUGUGUCAUUGGGGGGGCUCGCCUCAGAGUGUUUGGAAGAGCAAUACAUGCCAUAGCACGUAUUAGUGAUGAAUUUUGGUUUGACCCCAUAGAAAAAGGUCUUGCCUUAAGAUCAGUGAAUUCUUCAAGGUCAGCAUAUGCAUGUAUCUUCUUCUCAUCUAUGUUUUUUCAACAUUACUGCUGGACAGUUGUGUCUCAGCCGUGUCAGAAGGAAAAACAGUUAUCCCUCCCGUGUAAAUUGAUAAUUAAGUCAGUUCUUCCUGUAUUUAGAUACGUAAAAGUGCUGGAAAGGAAUGUAGAGAAAUGCAGCAUUUAUACAAAUAUUGAUGAUCAUCACAUAACUUUUCAGCUCCUCUGCAAGCACGGUGUGGUAAAAACAUAUAAUCUGGCAUUUCAAGAAUGUGAUCCGUUGCUGGCUGUUUUUGCAAAGCACACAUGUCCAAACAUACUUAAAGUCCACUCCAGGCUGCUGGCUGAUAUAAUGAUUCACUUCCCGACCAGUCAAGAAGAAGUAACCUUAUCAAUUACUCCAAUGAAAGUUUGUUUCAAGAGUUACACCGAGGAAGACACCGAUUUUUCAAAGACAAUGCUUACUGAAAUACAACUAAACCCAGAGGAAUUUGACUACUUUCAAGUUGGAGUAGAUUCUGAAGUGACGUUCUGCCUUAAAGAACUGAGGGGACUACUAGCGUUGUCAGAAGCUACCAGUGCUCCCGUCUCAAUCCAUUUUGACGUGGCUGGAAAACCAAUUGCUUUCAGUGUUGAAGAUAUGGUGCUGGAAGCCAGCUUUAUUUUGGCGACGUUGUCCGAGGUUGAAAAGGAGCGAGCUUCCCAGCAGCCCCCCUGCUCAUCGCAGCGGCAGGAAAGCUCGAAGACACAUACGGGUAAAUCUGAGAAAACCGCCGUGGAUAAAGAUGGCAACGCCAAAGCAGCUGCUUCCAAAAAGCCACAGUGGAAUGGAAACGCACCGACCAGAGAGGCAGCGAAACGCGCAAGUCCUUUGGCGAAGCAAGAGAUUAACAGUCUUCCCAGGGUCGCCAAGAAAGGCGCGCCAGGCACGGGAGGAACGGCUGGGGCCGAGGCAGAGGACCGCGCAGUGCUGGAAGGAGAGGCAGCGGGGUCUGGCUACUGGAAGUUUCAUUCCCUAUUUUUUGGAGCAGUUUCUUGUAAGAAGGAUGCCAUCGGUCACACCUCCCACAGUUUAGCAACAGCUAGCGACACCGAAGAGGACUUUGGCAACAUGCAGAGCUCCCCUGUUCUCUAG